AUGCAUUUCACCACUAUCCUGGCUGUGUCAGCUUCAAUCUUUACCCUUGGUCUUGCCGUCGAUCCCCUUUCCUUCACCAGCUGGCCAGCAGACAUCGCAGCAGGCAAGCCCGUCACUCUGACAUGGACCGGUGCCGCUACUAACGAGCCUGUUGUUCUCACCCUCCGAAAGGGUACCUCCGGAAACCUGCAGGACGUGGAGGUUAUUACCGACCAGGGCAAGGAUGGCACUUUCACCUGGACCCCUGGUGCCAACAUCAAGGAGGGCGAGACCUAUGCUUUCCAGGUUACCCAAGAUGAUCAGAGAAACUACUCUGCUUUGUUGACGGCCGCCGCCCCUGCCAACCCAAUGCCCGCCGAUGCGGCUCAGACCGGUCCUACCUCGGGAAUCACUGCCGCCCCUACCACUGGAGCCACAAGCCAGGCUACCGAUGCCUCGGGGACCAGCAGCAAGGCCUUGAUCAGCUCAUCCUUCUCCGGCACUCCUUCUAGCACCCCCUCCGCCAAGCCUUCUACUUCCAUCUCCGCUGAGGCCCCCUUCGCCACUGAUGAUAAUGUUUUGAAUGGAAAGGAUGCAUCCGAGACCGGUAGUGUUCAAAGCUCUGCAUCUGUCUCCCGAUACUCUGUCGGGGUAGCAGCCAGUGCUUUGGCUAUGUUCUUCUAUAUGUUCUAA
This is a messenger RNA of Penicillium verhagenii, 672 nucleotides long. RefSeq names its product GPI anchored serine-threonine rich family protein. The record is from RefSeq and is a predicted model, not a curated record. Lineage: Eukaryota; Fungi; Ascomycota; Eurotiomycetes; Eurotiales; Aspergillaceae. The transcript has 2 exons. The coding region runs from base 1 to 672 and encodes 223 amino acids.